Molecule: messenger RNA, 2058 nt
Organism: Penicillium longicatenatum
Lineage: Eukaryota; Fungi; Ascomycota; Eurotiomycetes; Eurotiales; Aspergillaceae
Product: Zn(II)2Cys6 transcription factor
Exons: 3
Coding region: 1-2058 (685 amino acids)
Biological process (GO): DNA-templated transcription; positive regulation of transcription by RNA polymerase II
Molecular function (GO): sequence-specific DNA binding; zinc ion binding; DNA-binding transcription factor activity, RNA polymerase II-specific
Source: RefSeq, a predicted model, not a curated record
AUGAAUUCUCCGCGCCGAAGUCGAAACCGUGCGGCAUGUCGGCGUUGUCAAAGACGAAAGAUUCGGUGCAACGGUGAUCGACCCCAGUGCUCAGCAUGCAAGAAGGCAAAUGUGGCCUGUGUUAAUGACGAGAAACAACAGGUGAACCGCACUUAUAUUGCAAACCUGCAAAGGCGAGUGGAAUGGCUUGAGUCAUUGGUCAAAGAGCAGACCGAUGUAUGCCUAGAAGAUGGACCUCCCCUGGUCCAAGAUGAAAUGCACCAAACACACUCCCAAGGGAACUACAUUGAAUCGGCUCUUUCAUUGCAACAGGAGCAUUCUGCCAGGAUAUCUGCGGACUCUCACCCACCUGAGCAGUCAAGACAAGCGCAUGAAAUCGGGUUGGUAUCCCUUUCCGCUGGUGGUGAGCCGAGAUACAUCGGUCCUUCGAGUGGAUAUUUUCUAGCAAAUCUCGUUUUCUCAAGUACGGGACGGCGAAACAAGCCUUCAAAGGGCCACAGUACUGGCAAUGAGCCAUUAUCACUAUCAAGUGAGCUCUUUGACAGCCCCACGUCACUACCGACUCGCAAAGAAGAUGCGAUCGAAUUGUCCGCCAAAUACUUCUCUUUUAUACACGUCAUGUACCCAUUCCUCCACGAACCUUCUCACAUGCAGCGGGUAGAGAAGAUGUAUUCCACAGAAGGGACUUUCGACCCGAUAGCCGCCUUUCAUGUCAAUAUGGUACUGGCUAUCGCGGCCUCGGACCUUUCCCGACGUUUUCGUAUUCGACUGCCUGCCGAGGGUUACUACACUGCAGCUACACAGUACUUCGAAAAGGCCUGUGCAGAAGGGUCUCUCGAUGGUCUUCAGAGUUUACUUCUUCUCAUGGUUUAUGCACUGCAUAAUCCUUCGUGCGGAGUGAACAUCUGGAGUCUGAAUUACCAGUGCCUGGGCGCGCUUAUUGAUUUAGGCCUACAGCGCGAUGUACGUACAUCGUCCGCGUUUCAAAUUUCAUUUUUACAGCAAGAAAUGAGAACCCGGAUCUUCUGGGUAGUUUACAUUUUUGAUCGCACGUUGGGUACCAUGAUGGGCCGACCGAUUGGAGUUCGUGACGAGGCAUGCGAGUUGCGACUCCCAUCAGAUAUCUCCGAUAAAGACCUUGCCCAGUCCGCAGCCGAGGAAACCGCUCUGGGGACGCCAUCUCAUAUGACAUACUCUAUUCAUCUAUUCCAAUUAUCACGCAUCAAUUCCGAAAUCAAAUAUGUCAUGCAUAGUAUCUGCAGGGACGCUCCUACCUACGCCUACCCUCCUGUCACCAACAUUCAUGAGUGGCAGAGAGAAAUGAUUAAUCGUCUUCAAGCAUGGCUAUCUGACAUUCCUCGGGUCGCGGGCAUGGAGUCAAUCGCGAGAAUCUGUGAGACAAAGUAUCACGAAAUGAUGAUCCUUCUCCUACGGCCCAGUCCCGGAAUACCUGAGCCCUCGGAAGAGCUACUUUCCCUUUGUUUCCAACACGCCGUAGAUCUCCUCCGUGGCUUCGGUGAGCUCUACCGGCAAGAGGCGCUCUUGUACAGUCGACUCAUUGUCCACUCAAUCUUCUUGGGUACCAUUAUAAUGCUUCAUUGCCUCUGUAGGCUCCCACGGAUAUCUUCUCAGGUGCAGAUUGAUGAUGUGGUCGCGGAUACAUGCACCAGCAUGAAUAUACUCAGCAGCAUUGGGGAAUACUGGACGGAAGCCAAGCGGGCAAGGGAUUGCAUUCAGGAAUUAUCAAAUGCUACGAUCCAGCGCUUGAUCAAGAAUCGUGAAUUGGAGAGUACCACGAAUGCAAGGAAAACAGACGAUAGUUCCAUACCUACGAGUGGUAGGAAUACUCGGAGUCAAAACACGAACGACACAGUAGAUGCCUUGGACACGGUGGAUUCGGCUAUUGAUCUUGCUCCAACUAUGAACUCAAUAGAUGACUUCAAUCUCAACCUUGACUCAACGAGUUGGUUGGAUGAUUCGACGUCUGGUGGGUUUAUGGAUUUUACGGGUGUUCCAGAUUUCGAUAGCUUGAUGUGGCAAGUUUUCAACAGCACAUAG